UUUCGCCAACCAACACUUCAUCAAGUCCACUCAACGACAAGCACCGACAGGGGCAAUGUAAGCCAUGCCCCCCCCACGGGGACAUCAAAGUCAAACUCCACUAUUAUAUCUCAGAAAAACAAGUAUACUGACCAGUUCAAAAAUCACAGGUGCCAGUUCGAAGCUGGCUACCGCGGGCCCACGCCGUCUUGGCAGGCAAUGCUGUCGGACACGCCGCCCCCGGGACGCCAGCGCGUGCGCUUCUGGACCGACUGCUGCCGGCCGACGUGCCCCGCGUCGGUAUUUUACGAUGACGACCACAGCGAGGUGACGGAUGUCGACGGAAGUGACUGUGAGAGUGAGAGUGAGAGUGAGAGCGGAGAUGAGAAUGAGAGUGGGAGUGAGAGUAAGAGUGAUAGUGAGAGUCAGGAUGAGGAUGAGAGGCAGAGUGAGAGUCAGGAUGAGAAUGAGGGGCAGAGUGAGAGUCAGGAUGAGGAUGAGAGCGAGAGCGAGAGCGAGAGUCAGGAUGAAGAUGAGAGCGAGAGCGAGAGUCAGGAUGAAGUUGAGAGCGAGAGCGAGAGCGAGAGCGAGAGCGAGAGCGAGAGUGAAAACAAUUACUUCCCAGCGGCUGAGGGAAGCAAAGACCCCCGGGAGGAAGAGGACAACAGCGACUGCGUCAAUGGCACCCACCCCAACCCAAUGGCCGCCAACGCGCGGAACGUAGCCGAAGACAACGCCGGACUUGAGAAUGGCAGGACAGCAGGCUCAGACGGCGAGAUGCUCCACGCUAGCGGCAGCGAGAGCGAGUGCACCAACUCUAAAACCUCACAGUCUGACAGUGUCAGUUCUGCAUCUCAAUGCGGCAACCCUCACCCCGGAAGCGGACCACCGCACGUCAAGAAUGCAAACCCUCCCCCCGCUGCGCACAUGAGAAGCGAGGAAUCAGAGGAUUCUGACAGCGGAAGCGAAUACUCUGGCUCCGACAGCGAGCUGGAGAGCGAGAGGGGCGAGCAUACAUCCCUGCGGAGCCAAAGCGACGGAGAUUCGAGCUCCGACGGCCAGGAUGGGGUUUUUGAGAUCUGGAGCGACAGCAGCGGGAGCGAGAGUGAAAGCCCGGGCGAAAGACGGCGGAGCCCGGGCGCUGGCAGGGGCUGGUGGAGGUCGCCGUCGGGGCGGGACUUCUACUGGACCGGCGGGCGGUGGUAUCAAGAGGGCGGCGGCCCGUACUUUCCGGGAGGCAGACGACACUAAAGGUUUUCCUGAUUUGGACUUGGGGAUUUCUUGGAUGCAGUUGCUUAGAUACCUGGGUAGGUAGUUAGAUAGUUGAUUGGCACCGGAUUGAUCGCUUGUUGAUUACCAGUUCAUCCGUGCCGGCUCAAGAUUCUAUAUGUAGC
Molecule: messenger RNA, 1373 nt
Organism: Lasiosphaeria miniovina
Lineage: Eukaryota; Fungi; Ascomycota; Sordariomycetes; Sordariales; Lasiosphaeriaceae
Exons: 1
Coding region: 199-1230 (343 amino acids)
Source: RefSeq, a predicted model, not a curated record